Molecule: messenger RNA, 523 nt
Organism: Drosophila grimshawi
Lineage: Eukaryota; Metazoa; Arthropoda; Insecta; Diptera; Drosophilidae
Gene: SmD1
Product: probable small nuclear ribonucleoprotein Sm D1
Exons: 2
Coding region: 46-420 (124 amino acids)
Biological process (GO): spliceosomal snRNP assembly; RNA processing
Cellular component (GO): commitment complex; precatalytic spliceosome; pICln-Sm protein complex
Molecular function (GO): RNA binding
Source: RefSeq, a predicted model, not a curated record
ACUAAUAAAUUCAAACUCCAUUAUUGAAAUACAUAUAUUUCAAAAAUGAAAUUAGUGAGAUUCCUGAUGAAACUCAGUCACGAGACUGUAACAGUUGAGUUAAAAAAUGGCACUCAAAUCCAUGGCACAAUCACUGGAGUCGAUGUUGCGAUGAAUACCCACCUGAAGAGUGUUAAGAUGACCAUAAAGAACAGAGAUCCCGUACAUUUGGAAUCGCUGAGCAUCCGGGGCAACAAUAUACGAUAUUUCAUAUUGCCGGACAGUCUGCCACUGGAAACGCUGCUCAUCGAUGACACGCCAAAGUCAAAGUCAAAGAAGAAGGACAGUGGAAGGGUUGGAAAUCGUGGCAGAGGCAGAGGCAGUCGUGGUCGCGGAGGUCCGCGGGGACGCGGCAGAGGCAGAGCACCCUCCAGACGUUAAAUAUAUAGUGAUGAAACAAAAAGAUAAAUGUAUGAAUACGAAUUACAAGCGCCCGGUACAAAAUACAUUUGGGUACUUUUGGAAGAAUAAUAAAUUUUUGAUU